UGGUACGUCUUCUUCAUUGAUCUUGUCGCUCGAUCACUCUCGACCCACCUCUCAAUUAUAUACACUUUCUGGGUUUGGUUUUCUCUCUCUCUCUCUCUCUGUCAAAAAUGGCGCUUGAAGCUUGCUUUCGGCUGCUCUUGCUACUGCUUCUGUUUCUAAUUGCAGAACCCAAGUACGUGCAGUACAAUACGACGUCGCGCCUCGUCCCCGGGAAGCUCAACGUUCAUUUAGUCCCUCACACCCACGACGACGUCGGAUGGUUGAAGACCAUUGACCAGUACUAUGUUGGCUCCAACAAUUCCAUUCAGGGAGCUUGUGUUCAAAACGUGCUGGAUUCUUUGGUUCCCGCAUUGCUGGCCGAUAAGAACCGCAAGUUCAUAUAUGUUGAGCAGGCGUUUUUUCAGCGUUGGUGGAGAGAGCAGAGUGAGGGAACCCAGAACACGGUCAGGCGGCUAGUCAACAAUGGUCAACUGGAACUCAUAAAUGGGGGGAUGUGCAUGCAUGAUGAGGCUGCUCCUCAUUACAUCGAUAUGAUCGAUCAGACGACCCUUGGGCAUCGAUUUAUUAAAGAAGAAUUCAAUGUGACUCCAAGAAUUGGCUGGCAAAUCGACCCAUUUGGACAUUCUGCAGUGCAGGCUUACCUUUUGGGGGCUGAGGCUGGAUUUGACUCUCUUUUCUUUGCACGAAUCGACUACCAAGACAGAGAGAAACGGAAAAAUGAGAAAAGCCUUGAGGUUGUCUGGAGGGGUUCUAAGAGUCUCGGUUCAUCUGCACAGAUUUUUGCUGGUGCAUUCCCUAAGAAUUAUGAACCUCCUACUGAUAAUUUCUACUUUGAAGUUAAUGACGAAUCCCCUAUUGUGCAAGAUGAUAUGGAUCUGUUUGACUACAAUGUGCCCGAUCGCGUUAAUGAGUUUGUAUCUGCUGCAAUAUCACAAGCAAACAUUACUCGUACAAAUCAUAUCAUGUGGACCAUGGGAACGGACUUCAAGUAUCAAUAUGCUAAUUCAUGGUUCAGGCAGAUGGAUAAGUUCAUUCAUUAUGUGAAUCAAGAUGGACGUGUCAAUGCCCUAUACUCAACCCCAUCAAUAUACACUGAUGCCAAGUAUGCAGCAAAUGAGUCCUGGCCGAUCAAGAGUGACGACUUCUUUCCAUAUGCUGACAAAGUGAAUGCUUACUGGACUGGAUAUUUUACAAGCAGGCCAGCCGUCAAAGGCUAUGUUAGAGCUUUGAGCGGCUACUAUUUGGCAGCAAGACAAUUGGAGUUUUCUAAGGGAAUGAGUAAAUCGAGGCCUAACACAGAUUCUUUGGCUGAUGCAUUAGCAAUUGCUCAACAUCAUGAUGCAGUUAGUGGUACAGAGAAACAGCAUGUGGCUGAUGACUAUGCAGAACGACUUUCAAUAGGUUACAAUGAGGCUGAGAAGGUUGUUGCAGAAUCACUUGCUUGCAUGACAGAGUCGAGAUCAGAAGCUGGCUGCAAGAGUCCAUCAACUAAGUUUCAACAGUGUCCACUUCUGAAUAUUAGCUAUUGCCCCCCAUCAGAAGCUGAUCUGUCAAAUGGGAAAUCGCUGGUUAUUGUUGUCUAUAACUCUCUUGGAUGGAAGAGAGAGGAUAUCAUCAAGAUUCCUGUUGUCAGUGCAAAUGUCACUGUAAGGGACUUUACAGGAAAAGAAAUUGAAUCACAACUCCUACCUCUGCUUAAUGCGUCAGUCGGCAUAAGAAAUGACCAUGUUAGGGCAUAUCUGGGAAUAUCUCCAAGUGUGACCCCAAGUUAUUGGCUUGCAUUUUCAGCAACCGUGCCACCUCUUGGUUUUAGCACUUACAUUGUCUCAAGUGCCACACAGACAGCUACUAGUUCAGCAAGACGAACAGUAUACAAGUCAGAAGCAAGUCAAAAUGAUACCAUAGAAGUUGGGCCAGGAAACUUGAAACUUAUUUAUUCUGGAAAUAAAGGGAAACUUACUCAAUACUUUAACAGUAGAAGCUCGGUCAAAGAGUCGAUAGAACAAUCAUUCAGCUACUACGCUGGAGAUGAUGGAAGUGUGGAUGCACAGGCUGAUGGAGCAUACAUCUUCCGCCCUAAUGGUACAUAUCCCAUCCAGUCUGAAGGACAGAAAUUGCAGGUUCAUUUAACUGUUCUGAGGGGACCAUUGCUAGAUGAAGUACAUCAGAGGAUCAACUCUUGGAUAUAUCAGGUCACUAGAGUGUACAAGGAAAAAGAGCAUGCUGAGAUUGAAUUUACAGUUGGGCCUAUACCAAUUGGUGAUGGAAUUGGAAAAGAUAUUGUAACUAAGAUUACAACCAGCAUGGAAACUAACAAAACAUUCUACACAGAUUCCAACGGGCGUGAUUUUAUUGAAAGAAUCCGAGACUAUAGAAAAGACUGGGACUUGCAAGUGAAUCAACCUGUUGCAGGAAAUUAUUAUCCGAUUAACCUCGGAAUCUACGCGAAAGAUAACAACACAGAGAUGUCAGUACUAGUAGAUAGAUCUGUAGGUGGAUCCAGCAUUGUGGAUGGGCAAUUGGAACUGAUGGUUCACAGGAGGUUGCUCUAUGAUGAUGACAGAGGUGUUGGAGAACCACUAAAUGAAACUGUGUGCAUUCAAGAUGUUUGCAAAGGACUAACAAUCACGGGAAAGUACUAUCUCAGACUCGAUCCUCUAGGAGAGGGCGCUAAAUGGCGUCGAUCAUUUGGUCAGGAGAUAUAUUCUCCAUUUCUUUUAGCCUUCACAGAACAGGAAGGAGAUAACUGGACAAGUUCUCAUGUGACAACCUUUUCAUGGAUGGAUCCUUCCUACGUUUUACCUGAUAAUGUUGCAAUGAUAACCCUCCAGGAGCAGGAUGAUGGGAAAGUUCUGUUUCGUCUCGCACAUUUAUACGAGAUUGAAGAGGAUAAGGAUCUUUCAGUUAUGGCAAGUGUAGAGCUCAAAAAGGUGUUUGCAGAUAAGAAGAUAAACAAAGUAGCAGAAAUGAGUUUAUCUGCUAACCAAGAAAGAGCAGAGAUGGAGAAGAAGAGACUGGCAUGGAAAGUGGAAGGCUCCUCUGAAGAAGAAGCUGCGGCCAAAGUGAUGAGGGGAGGGCCUGUUGAUCCAACAAAGCUGGUGGUGGAUCUUGCUCCAAUGGAAAUUCGAACAUUCAUCAUCGACUUCUAUUCCAAGCAUUAGACUGCCGACAGGUAUGGACUCGAUUUUCAACAUUUGGUUGGCCACGUUUUUCAACAAUGGACUUUGCUAUCGCAAUGAGUUCGUUAGGGGCGCUUGGAGUUCUUCAAUUCAGCAGUCACUGAAUGGCAUGGAGAUGAGGGACCAAGUAGUAUGAAAUUCAAAGGCCUUAUAUGUUAUUGCUUAGCCUAGCUUUUCUCAAUAAAAAUCAGUUUUCUUCUUUGGAAAAUUGUAACGCGUGUUUUUAGCAUGAAAUACUGAAAUUGAUCUGUAUCAUCAACAUUAACCUGUGUCAACUGGAUGAGAUUAAAUUUGGUAAAAAAUAAAGAGCAGUUUAGCUAAAGCAUGAGCA
This is a messenger RNA of Prunus mume (Japanese apricot), 3510 nucleotides long. Lineage: Eukaryota; Viridiplantae; Streptophyta; Magnoliopsida; Rosales; Rosaceae. The record is from RefSeq and is a predicted model, not a curated record.